ACAUCAAAAAAUUUAAAUAAACUCAUUUUUCGAUAGUAAUAAAAAUACCCUUAUUACAAAAAAAUUAUUAUCAUUUAUAAACAAUUACUAUAAUUAUUAAUUAAAAAAAAUAAAUUGAGUCACAGCGCAUGAGCAUUCUGUUCCACUCUUGUGUUCCAUAAUACAUUGUGUUGAUUGUGUUGGUUUCUCGACACAGCCAUAAAAAAAAAAGAGGUUAUUAAAGUAUUUUUAAUUACAUUAAAAAUUAGCCACUUUAAAUAAUAAAUAAAUAAUAAACAUGCCACCUAAAAAAGCACCUGGACCCAGUAAAAAAACUGAAACUAAAAAAAAAGAAAAAGUUAUCGAGGAUAAAACUUUUGGUCUUAAAAAUAAAAAAGGUGGAAAACAACAAAAAUUUAUUCAGCAAGUAGAAAAACAGGUAAAAUCUGGUGGACCAAAUGGCAAGUCAAUGGAUCCAGCUGCCAAGAAAUUGGAAAAAGAAAAAAAAUUACAAGAAAAAAAAGAAUUAGCAUUACUAUUUAAACCAGUACAAUCACAAACAAUUCCAAAAGGUACUGAUCCAAAAUCUGUUGUAUGUGCAUUCUUCAAGCAGGGACAAUGUACAAAAGGUGAUAAAUGUAAAUUUUCUCAUGAUUUAACAAUUGAAAGAAAAGCAGAAAAACGUUCACUUUAUUGUGACAUGAGAGAUGAUGAUGACAAGGAAGGUGAUACAAUGGAUACUUGGGAUGAAGCAAAAUUAAAAGAAGUUGUUGAAAAAAAACAUGGUGUUAGUGGUGAUAAUGCUGGUAGACCUGGUACUGAUAUAAUAUGUAGGCAUUUUUUGGAAGCUGUUGAGAAAUCAAAGUAUGGAUGGUUUUGGGAAUGUCCAUCUGGUACAAAAUGUAUUUAUCGUCAUGCAUUACCACCUGGUUUUGUCUUGAAAAAAGAUCAAAAAAAAGAAGAUAAAAAAGAUGAAAUAUCAUUGGAAGAUCUUAUUGAAAGGGAGAGAGCAAAUUUGGGACCAAAUCAAACGAGAAUAACACUUGAAACAUUUUUAUCAUGGAAAAAACGUAAAUUAUCAGAGAAAAAAGAUAAAGCAACAAAAGAUGAAGAAAAAAAACGUAAUGAUUUUAAAGCUGGUAGACAAGUUGGUAUAUCUGGACGUGAAAUGUUUUCAUUUAAUCCUGAACUUGCUGCUGGUGAUAUUGAAGAUGGUGAUGAAGCAUUUGAUACAUAUUUAUUGGAUGAUGAAGAUGCUGAUGAUGUUGAGUACAGAGAACUUGAUAUGGAUAGACUUGCUAUGGAAGCAAGUGAAUUAGAUUCAAAUAACAUUACAAUUGCCAGUACUGAUCGUUUAAAAAAACCAGUAUCACAAACUAAUGGAGAAGCAUCUGUGGCUGUCAUUGGUGAAGGUGCAGCUGCAUUGGCAAUUAAUGAAAACCUCUUUACUGAUGAUCUAGAUGAUCUAGAUGACGAUCUAGACACGGAGGAUUGAUCUAAGCUUCGUCAUAAUUAUCUUUUCUCUUAAUCAUCAAAUUUAUCAAUUUUCAAUCGAAUAUUGUCGACUGUUUUUGAAUAAUAUUAUUGAUAUUAUUAAAAAUCAUUAGAUACAUUUAAAUUUCAGUAGUCUUUAUUAAUUUAAAAAUAAAAAAAGACUACAAUUAAAUUUGUUGUAUCUUUUACAAGGUCUAUCUUCAAUUGCAAAUAUUAAAAUUCAUAAAAUGGCUUAUUUUUGUUUGUUUAAAAUAAAUCAAAAUUUGUGAAAUAAAAUAAACACAAUUUUUUGGAACAAUUAUA
Molecule: messenger RNA, 1776 nt
Organism: Aphidius gifuensis
Lineage: Eukaryota; Metazoa; Arthropoda; Insecta; Hymenoptera; Braconidae
Product: zinc finger CCCH domain-containing protein 15 homolog
Exons: 4
Coding region: 278-1474 (398 amino acids)
Biological process (GO): cytoplasmic translation
Cellular component (GO): cytosol
Molecular function (GO): metal ion binding; mRNA binding
Source: RefSeq, a predicted model, not a curated record